UUGCCCUUCCAGAUUGUGUUGGACUUCAGCUUUGGCAAUCUUCAACAAGACCAGCAGGAUGGGAGCUGGAGUCCCAAUGGAAUCGGAAGGCAAUCCAUUGUAGCUUUGAACUGCUAUGCCUUGCUGGCUGAUCUGGAAUCUACUACCUCCCAUAUCUCCAAACGGCCGGUGUUUCUGACGGAGGAAACCUCAUAUUCGUAUCCAACUGGAAAUCACACCUACCAAGAAGUCGCUGUCCCUCCGCCGGUACCCCCUCCGCCUUCCACCGAGGCCUUGAAUGGGACUGUCAGCCUCUCUUUAGACCAAUGGCACCCCGUCCUUCCGAGAAAUGCUCCCCAACAGCCACAGCCUCAGUCUCCUUUGUAUAGUUCCAGUGCCUCUGUAUCCAGGGAGUGUACUGCCUCUCCUUCGCGUGCCAGCGAUGAAGAGCACGUCUACAGUUUCCCCAACAAACAGAAGUCUGAGGAACCUUCUCCUACCCUGAUGAGCUCCUCCUUAGGCAACAACCUGUCCGAACUGGACCGGCUCCUCCUGGAAUUGAACGCUGUCCAGCACAACCCCUCACCUGGCAGCCCCACAGAUGAGAACGCGGGAAGCCCCUCGCGGCCCGGUGGGACUGGCUCCCCCUACAGCCUCCUGGAGAACACUACCUCUGCGGCUGCACAGCCCCCAGCCCCAGGGAAAGAAAAGCCCAAGUGGAACGGGGGCUCCGGGGUGGAAGACAUCUGCCCCAGCGUGGAGAGCCUUCUGGAUGAACUGGAGAGCUCCGUGCCCAGCCCUGUGUGAGUAGCCCCACUGGUU
Molecule: messenger RNA, 801 nt
Organism: Pseudonaja textilis
Lineage: Eukaryota; Metazoa; Chordata; Lepidosauria; Squamata; Elapidae
Source: RefSeq, a predicted model, not a curated record